AUGCCUGGCGUGCUUAAAGAUCACGCUUCUUCAAGUUUGAGAAAAUGUCGGAAAUAUCAGAAGAAAACAUUAAGAAAGCAGAGAGAAAUUAAAAGCGAAGCCAAUGAGUAUUUUAAAAAACAGCAGUAUGACAAGGCCAUAGAACUUUAUACAGAGGCGAUAGAACUGAACAACACUGUAGCUGUCUAUUAUGGAAAUCGCAGCUUUGCAUACUUGCGUACAGAAUGUUUUGGCUAUGCUCUUCAGGAUGCUUCCAAGGCCUUGGAAUUGAUAAAAACUAUGUUAAGGGUUACUAUAGAAGAGCUUCAGCUUACAUGUCACUUGGAAAAUUUAAGCUUGCCCUUAAGGAUUAUGAAACAGUUACAAAAACACGUCCAAAUGAUAGAGAUGCAAAGGUGAAAUACAACGAAUGCCAGAAAGUUGUCAAAUGCUCAUGUUCCAAAAGG
Messenger RNA from Penaeus monodon (black tiger shrimp), 446 nucleotides. Its product is annotated as serine/threonine-protein phosphatase 5-like. The record is from RefSeq and is a predicted model, not a curated record. Gene Ontology annotation, cellular component: membrane; TRC complex. The transcript is spliced from 3 exons. Gene Ontology annotation, molecular function: molecular adaptor activity; protein binding. Lineage: Eukaryota; Metazoa; Arthropoda; Malacostraca; Decapoda; Penaeidae. Bases 1 to 399 code for a protein of 132 amino acids. Gene Ontology annotation, biological process: post-translational protein targeting to endoplasmic reticulum membrane.